GUGAUAAUGGAACGCACAAACACAAAAAUAAGAAAAAAUAAUGGAUGUGAAUGAGAUCUCAAAGAACCUUGAGAGAGAUGAACAAGAAACCUUAUGGUUGAUCUCGUCUCUUCCUUCAGACAUAGACUUCAAUGGAACCAAGUUGCUCAAGUACCAAUCAUGUUGGUACGACGGCAAAACUCUCCAAGGAAUCCUCAACUUCCAAAGAGGCUUCAAACCACAAGAAACCGAUAUCAUCGUCGCUUCGUUCCCUAAGUCCGGCACUACUUGGCUCAAAGCUCUCAAAGCUCUCACAGUGGCUCUCCUAGAGAGAUCAAAACACUCUUCUAACCAUCCUCUUCUAUCUGAUAACCCUCAUGGCUUAGUACCAGUCCUCGAGCUCAGGCUCUACACCGAAACCUCGAAACCAGAUCUGACCAGUUUCUCAUCAACCCCGAGAUUAUUCUCCACUCACGUACCGUUCCACUAUCUGAUCCACACGCUUCAAGAGGCUCUCAAGACCACUCCUUGUAAGGUCGUCUACGUUUGGAGGAACUUGAAGGACGCGUUGGUGUCGCUUUGGUAUUUCGAGUGUGCUAAUCUUAAGAUCAAGAUAGAUGAAGAAAGAAGCUUGUUGGAGUCAAUGUUCGAGUCGUUUUGUCGAGGAGUUAGCUACUAUGGACCGUUUUGGGAACAUGUUUUGAGUUAUUGGAGGGGAAGCUUGGAAGACUCCAAGAAUGUGCUUUUCUUGAGGUACGAGGAGUUGAAGAUAGAGCCGAGUGCUCAGGUUAAGAAGCUUGCCGAGUUCUUGGGUGUUCCUUUUUCAGUGGAGGAAGAAGAGAGUGGGUGUGUGGAAGAGAUCUUAGAGCUUUGCUCCUUGGAUAACCUGAAGAACUUGGAGGUCAAUAAGAUUGGAAAAACGGCUAGAGGCGUGGAACACAAGAAUUUUUUCCAUAAAGGGGAAGUUGGUGACUCGAAGAAUUAUCUGACUCCUGAAAUGGAGAGGAGGAUUGAUAUGAUCAUAGAAGAGAGAUUUCGAGGUGCGGAUUUGAAAUUCUGAAGUAAACUAUAUGUGUGGUUUUAGAUUACUUUGAUGAAAGUACUUCCGUGGUUAUACUCUUUUGGUUUAUGAUUCAUGGUGUGGUGACCAUCAUGAGUUUCAUAAUAUUUACUUUAAGUCAUUCUUAAGAUUAGAGUAUAUAUAUCUAGAUAAAAACAUCAAUUAAUAAAGAUGGUGUCGUUCCUUGGAGAAUCGACAAAUAACGAUUCAUGGUUUAAACUUAGAUGCUUCAUGUCUCGCAAAAAGUAAGGGUAAAUCUCCGGACGUGAGAAUAAUGAGCUUCUCUUUCAGACCCGUAAAACAAAUCUUUAUCAUCAAGAGUCAAUAAUGUUGACGCAACACCGCUUUUCCCUACACGUCCUGUUCGUCCAAUCCGAUGCGCGCGUAUACGUCUCCAUAUUGUUUGGCAUAUCGUAGUUGGCAGCCUAGGGGAUAUAACAUUUUGUUGCCACGAGAACGUUGAAUCUCUUGCU
Messenger RNA from Brassica napus (rape), 1512 nucleotides. RefSeq names its product cytosolic sulfotransferase 7-like. The record is from RefSeq and is a predicted model, not a curated record. Bases 41 to 1039 code for a protein of 332 amino acids. Gene Ontology annotation, molecular function: sulfotransferase activity. Gene Ontology annotation, biological process: sulfation. The transcript is spliced from 2 exons. Gene Ontology annotation, cellular component: cytoplasm. NCBI's taxonomy places the organism in Eukaryota, Viridiplantae, Streptophyta, Magnoliopsida, Brassicales, Brassicaceae.